UUUUUUCUCACACUCACACACAAGCAGCGGCUCCGUCCCUCCCUCUCCGGCCUCUGCUCUUUCUUCCUCCUCCUCGUUGCCGCAGCCGCAGCCGCAGCCGCCUCCGCCCCGCCUUCGCCGUGCGCUGCGGCCGGCGGAUGGGACCCGCAGGCCGGCUGUCCGUGGCGGCCGCUCUCCUCUCAUGCCUAUGUUUACAUGGGCUGUUGGGGAAUUCCGGGCAGGCAUUUGGUCAGGGCCCGCCGGUGCUCCACCGGAUCGACCACGCGGAGGAAGAUGACGACAGCGGCGGCCUCAUGCCGGAGCUCUCGCCGACCGGCUCCCCCCAGCCCUUCGUCCCCUUCCUCGCGCCUGCCCCUCUCGCGCCCUUCUACAACAACUCUACGCCCAAGUUGGUUGAGAGUGGUCUUUAUACUUUGGAGUUCAUGAAGAAUUGGAAUGAGACAGAGGUCGCCAAAGAGCUCAAUUCAGCAUGCAUUGACAAGGUUAGGGCCAACAUUCUAAUGGACAUUCUUACCAUCAGAGAUAAUGUAGCGGCACUUCCAGAUUUCGUCCAACUACUAGUGAGGCAAUACGAGGAUGGAGUCGUCGUGAAGAAAUGA
Messenger RNA from Triticum urartu, 599 nucleotides. The record is from RefSeq and is a predicted model, not a curated record. NCBI's taxonomy places the organism in Eukaryota, Viridiplantae, Streptophyta, Magnoliopsida, Poales, Poaceae.